GAAGUGAAAUACAGAAACUCUCUCUUCCCAGCUUGCCUAGUGCCUAUGUGAUCAGUGGGAUUGUGUGUACAAGAAGCUGAUUUCUAACAUGAUCGACAAUUUUCCAUUGUACAGGCCCACUGCUCCGCACCCCUCACGAUCAGACCCAUCUAUAUUAUGAUCCAUCUACCUCUUUUGGCUCUCAACGUGUUGGGCCACAUUCUCUUCCAACUUUAACACCCUUCCUCUUCUCUAUACAGAGGUUUCACCGAAUUCGAUCGAUGAUUCUGGAUGCUACAUAUGCUUGAAUUCUGAUGGCAGAAAUGGUCAGUACUGCGAUUGUCCAUGAGACAGUUAGUCAAAUUCUAUCUGACAUUGUUCAAAAAUAUGAGGAGAAAGAGGAAUCAAAUGCCAACAGAAACUUGGACAGGCUAGAGAUGGCUCACAUCAGGCUGGAGGCUGCUCUUGAGACAUCAAAAAAGUGGCAGAUCACUGAUGCAUCCUUAUUGCGCUGGCGUAGGAAGCUGAAACGUGCUGCUCAAGAGUGCGAUGAGACGCUGCACAAAUGCAAGCAAAGAAUCCUAGAAGAUGAACAAAUGGAACAGGAGGUGAAGAACUCCUCCCUUCCUAACCGUAUUGUGCAUGCUACAAAGUCUUUUGUUUUCUCCGUCCUUAAUCCCAACAAAAAUGAGUUGAGCAGAUCCAUUGCUCAAAGAUUUGAGUGGUAUGCAAAUGGUGCUAGUGAGUUUCUAAGAUUCAUAGAGCUUGGCGGCACACCAUUCCAUCACAUGCCCUUUAACUCCCUUGUCAAGAACCUUCUUGCAGGCAAGGAACUACAUCAUAAAAUUAUUCGGGGAAACAAGUAUCCCUCUGUUCUGUUAAGGUUGGCGCCGAUCCAUACUUCAGAGUAUGGGAAAAAUGUUGCAUUGACAUUUGACCAAUAUGAUGGUACACCGGAGGGUAAUAUAUUAUUUGGUUUGGUCAUACAACUCUCAGAGAGUACAGAUAUAUUUGGUAUCACACUUAGGUGCUUGCAGUUUUUUGCCCCUCAUUUCAAGUAUAAUUUUGAAAAUAUAAGGAAUGAACUUUCUCAACUGCUCACUCAAAACUUCUCAGAGGGGCCAUCUAUUUAUUCAUACCAGAAGGAACACUGGGACAAAUUCAACAGCUUCUUGUUGCAGUGGACUCGGCCAAACCCAUUUUGUUGCAAGCAGCAUGGUCAGCAUGAGGUUCAGCGAUUUAGCAACCUAGACAUGGCAGGAUUAUCAGAAGUUUUUCUAGAACCAGUAAUUAAUUUUAAUUUGCAAUGUCAAGUCUCAAUGUCUGUUUACAGCAAGCAGAGGACCUCGCUGUCUGAAGACAUAAUUUUUGUGCAUGAUUAUCCAUAUCUAAAAGCAGGAAUCUCCUUUGCGCCCCAUGGCUCUUUAGAGGUCAUGCUGCCAGCGGAUAGGAGUUCUGAAAUAGCGGCAAUAGUCCACAAGGAGCGACACUGCUUGCAUACAGACAUUACCUUGAAACAGGUGGAAGAGAUUAUGCUGCCAAAAGCAAUAGAUUACUUCCACCAGAAUGCCGAAGCGAUGGUUUACCAAAUGAUUUGGAAGUCUAAACAUGGGCUUGCACAUAUUCAGGUUGAGAAGCCAUGCAUGAGCACACGGAGAUCAAGUAUGAGAACACAGAGGACUAUAGGGGUAGCUAGUAAGAGAAAGCUAUUGCACGGGCAUGACGAGCAGCUUAUCAGAAAUCGGAUACAUGCCUGUCACUUGCUCGACUUAUGGGUUACACAUGCUCCUGUCUGGUUGCAAAGGUCCAUUAUGAACUGGAAGCGGAAAGAAAAGGAAAUUCUGUUAGCAGCACCGUAGCUACACCUGAAAUUCUAAAUCAUGAAACUUAGAUGGAUAAGGGAAACAAGAAAAGAAUGACCUGAAAUAGAAUGCUAUAGUGAAGAAAUCAAAUAUUAGUGUUAAUAUUCACAAGUCACAACCUAGGACAAAAUCUGUCAGAAACACGGGUAUCCUUGGAAAUAGAAUUCAUGUCAAAUACUCCAAAUAGUUAUAAAUUAGUAUUAUUGGUGUAAUUUUUCUUGAACACGUGUGAGGGAUUUCUACCAUUUCUUUAAAUAAGAGCAUAAAGAAAAACAACCACAAUAGCUGGGACCUUGAAGAUCUAUAUUCUUAUUAGGAACUUCCGAACUUGUGCAACUGUAGCAUGCCACUUGUUCUUGGUUUCAAUUUGUGUGUCUUCUAUGUAUGAUGUUGUUAGGUUCUCACCAGCUGAGUAUAGGCUGGGGAUUACUAAAUUACAUAGGAAAUCAGAACCCAAUGUGCAUUUGUAUGAGUAGACUUACAAUUAUACCAUCAUCACUUGUUCUUAGUUUCUAUUUAAAUUUCCAGUGUGUAGCUACUUUGGUACCACGGGCCUAUUAU
Molecule: messenger RNA, 2402 nt
Organism: Panicum virgatum (switchgrass)
Lineage: Eukaryota; Viridiplantae; Streptophyta; Magnoliopsida; Poales; Poaceae
Exons: 2
Coding region: 294-1838 (514 amino acids)
Source: RefSeq, a predicted model, not a curated record